CUGGCAUUUAUUGUUAGCAGGUAGUUGCUGUAACGCAAUGUUAUGUUGUUAAUGGCAGAACACACGACGUCUGCAGCGACAGCGAUGGCGACGGCGGCAGCAUUGGCCCCAACGACGCGAUUUUAAUGCUGUGUUAGAAUUACAAAAUUUAGUCCGAGACCGAAUUCCCUGACGAGCGUACUGGAUAUCGCGGCGUAUACGUAGCGGCGCAACAGACGUUUUGCCAAUUGAAGAAUUUUGUGUUGCUUUUUUCAUUUGUGUGUGCAGAGAGUGAGCGAAAUUGAAGUAAAAAAUAUACUUAGUAUAUUUGAAAAAAAAGAAAAGAAAACAGUGGCAAAUUGAGAAAAGGCGGUGAAGGAUAAUAUUUUCUUUCUUUUUUGCUUCUGAUAAGUGCAUUGGAAUGUGCAGCAGUUUUUGGUGUGCAAUUAAAUUGGAAAAAAAUUAACGCUGCCAAAAGCGUUAAGGAAAAUAUUUUGUGGAAAAAAUCAAUUGAAAGCAACAACAAUGGAGUGAGUAGCUGCGCGCAGUCAACGCAUUUUUUUAUGUUUUAGUUGAAAAUUUUGAUUUAACCAGCUGCGAGCAACAAAAUUCAACAACUUAAGGAGAAUAACUGUUUUUAAAAUAAAAAUAAAACAGUGAAAAUAAAUUAAAAAAUAAAAAAAUUCAUUACAUUUAAUAUUAAAAAAUGGAAUAUUAAAUAAAAAAAUUUAAUUGAAAAAACAAAAAAAAGUUAAAAAAUUUAUGCAACUCGACGACGACAAUAAACUGGUGUAUGUAAACCUAAUUUUAAGGAAAAAAAUACAAAACGACGACAAUAAAUUCGUGAAAGCCUACAUUUUAAGAAAAAUAAAUUAAAAAACUUUCAAGCAACGGCGACAAUAAUUUUGCAAUUGCGCAUAACUGUAAGAAAUUUAGUAAGCAAAUAUUUGUGCAUUGCAAGAAAUAAAUUAUAUUUAAGCAUUCUAAAAACUACAAAACUUAGCAAGUAAUUAAAAACAAAAAAAAAAAAAUUAUACACAAAUACCGACAAUAACCAGCAGCUUCCUUCAAGGAUUAUACAAUUUCUGCAUGCAUAUACGCCAUUUUGAAAAGUUGAACGGGCCGAACUGCGCUCUAUGAUAGCUGCAGUGGCAAAAGCAGCAACAACAACACCAGCUACUAAAACACCCCAAAAAAGGAACGAAAGUAAAGCAAAAAUAUGAAAUAUGAAAAGCUGCCGCUUCAAGUAAAAUUCAACAGUGACUAAAGAACUGUGCCGAAAAAAUAUAUAUACAACAACAAUAAUAAUAAUAACAACAACCAGCAAAAAAUCAUACUAAACAAAAAAAUAAAAUUACGCGCACCAUUCGUUAUUUACAAAUACAUUUACACCAGCAAAGUUGUGUAUACACACACACACACAGAGUCGCCAUUGAGCUUCAGCUUAGUUGUAGGCGCGUUUAAGAAAAAGGACGUUAGGCGCGCACACCAAUACACACAAACCUCGAAAAGUACAAAAGAAAGAAACGGGCAAAAACAAAAAAAACAAAAAACGAUUUCUCGCCUGUUUUCGUUUGCUGUUUGUAUUAGUGAGCACUCUUUUGUGAGUGUAUGUGUGUGAGUGCGAAAGUUUUCUCACGUUUAUGUGUGCGUGUGAAGGCAAACAAACAUUUACUAUUACUAUAAUACAACAACAACAACAGCAAUACCAGUAACAACGACUAGUGGCAACAAAUCAAUGAAUACAAAGUUGCCAUCGCAGUCGCCGUUAUCGCCACCGUUACCGUUACUAUCGCUGACGCCGCCAUCAUUAUCAUUAACUCCAUUGCGAGUAUGCAAAGAAGGGCGAGAAGAGAAAGCAAGAGCAGCAAUAUAUAAUAGUUAAAAAAAAAGCAAGGAAAAAAGUCAGCAACAGAGGCACAAACAUAUGGGAAUUGUAGUGCAACAGAAGCAGCAGAAGCAGAAAUUCAUAGUCAACUUUUUUAGCUGCUAACCGCUAGACCAACAACUAGUCACGCUGCAACUAGCCACCCUACAAUUAACUCCCCUAACUCUAACUCCUUCUCCUCCUCCUCACUCUCCAACGUCUACGCUUGUAAACCGCCACGUUAAUAGACUCGGUGAUUUCUGUUCGGUUCGCGAAAGUCCAACAUUUUAUACGCAUCUUUUCGCUUUUGCCGUCGAAUCGUCCAAUUUUUAACGCGAUUCGCCGCGCCUAUCAAAAUGUCACCUGAGCAUGAAGCGCGCGUAUACGCGUUGAAAUCGCUGCGUCAGGGAAUGUGCAAACAAGCAGCAGCAGCAACAGCCGGAUCUAAUGCACACGCAACGAGCACUUCAUCUGCACUGCAUAAGGAUCACAGCAGAUCUGCAGACCCCGCAAUCUCCACAUUCAGGGUGUUGCAUAGGCCGAUUGCCUGCACCCUCGUCGGCAUCGUCGUUCUACUUAGCUGCCUCGUACAAAAUGCUUCAGGGCGUGCACCACCAGAACCCUACUACGGUCGCUACAUUGGACAAUUCACCAACUUCGCACACGGGAUAAGGGGUACCAUUUAUGCAGUUGACGAAUCUACGCUCUUCAUAAAAUCCUUUGCGUAUGACGGCACGGGACCGGAUGCUUUCUUCUGGGUUGGUAAAACUCCACGCCCCAGUCCCGAAGGAUACAUCAUACCAUAUCCAGAAGAGUACGCUGGCAUCGACCCGCCAAUAUUGCAAGCCCACAACAAUACCGACAUCAUACUGCGUCUCCCCAUGGGCAAAAGGAUUAAGGAUAUACGAUGGCUAUCUGUGUGGUGCAGACGAUUUACGGUUGAUUUUGGUGAAGUCUUCAUCCCACCUAAUCUCGAUGUUCCGAAGCCCCGCGUGCUACCGGAGUUCAAGCGUUUAGCGCACGGCCUACGUUCAAGCAACAUAAGCGUUCUGGAUGCCAAAACUUUCUAUAUACCAAAUCUGCACUACGAUGGCGCCGGUCCAGAUGCCUAUUUCUGGGUGGGCAAUGGCAGCGAGCCCAACAUUAUGGGCGUAAAGGUACCCAAUGAAGUCGGCUCACUUGAGCCCCUGCGUGGCUAUCAAGGCGAAGAUAUCGAAAUCCAGCUACCCGGCUCGUUGACCGUAUACGACAUCGAUUGGCUGUCGGUUUGGUGUGUGGAAUAUAGACAUAAUUUUGGACACGUUUUCAUACCCAAAGAUUUGGAUGUGCCACCAGCGUUGGGUCAAACUAAAAUAACGACUACCACAACGCCACGCCCCGUUUACGCCAAUUGCCGUGAAAUCAUACCCAACAAGUUGCAAGUCAAAUGGGAGUUGCAAGGUGAAUACAUACAAAUCGAGCUGUUCGGACGUAUUGGCGAGGAUCAGUACAUGGCUUUUGGUCUAUCCGGCGCAAAUGGACGCGCUCAAAUGUCGCAAUCCGAUGUGGUUGUGGCUUUCUACGAUACCACCGCACGCGUUUUCCGCGCCGAAGACUACUUCAUUUCCGAUUUGUCGCAAUGCGAUGGUCAACAUGGCGCCUGUCCCGACGAACGCAUCGGUGGACGCAAUGAUGUUGUCGUUUUGAGCGGCGAUCGUAAGAAUGGCGUGACCAGCAUUCGCUAUAAGCGUCUGAUACAAACCAAUGAACCAGUUUAUGAUUUUGCUAUACCGAUCGAGCGUGAGGUUUCUGUGAUCGCUGCGAUCGGUCCGUUGAACAGUCGCAAGGAGGCGAACGCGCAUUCACACACUGGUACAGAUCACACCGUCGACGAUGUGCGCAUUAAUUUCUCAUCGCGGAACGAUCACUCCUGUAAGAAUUCACUGUACAGUCUUAAAGACGAGAGCGGUCCAACCCCUUGGCCUACACGCAAAAUCGAUAACGCGACUGUGUUUACGGCACGUAUUGGUCCCACGGGCGGCAAGCGUGGUUAUACACCAAUUACUGGCAUCCCGUCCUGGGGUAUUGCUUGGUACUUGAACGAUCAACUGAUACCAGAGAUAACGGUACAGCGUGGAAAAACUUAUGAGUUCCAUAUCGAGGGCGGUGAUAACCCCGCACAACCAGCCAGAUACCAUCCAUUCUACAUUACCGACUCACCGGAAGGUGGUCUAGGACAAAAGACUGGUCUUGAAUUAAGCAAACAAAAGACUUAUGCUGGUGUGGAAUUCGAUGAGGAUGGUAAUCCAAUGCCGACAGCGGUUGGUCGCUACUGUGAAUGGGUGCAUCGUACAGUUGAUCGUUCAGCCGAGAUCGAAACCUUUGAAGAGUAUAUGAAGACCGUAAUGCUGGAGUGUGAAGAGGGAGAGCCGGGCUAUAUGAAUUGGACAGUACCAUUGGAUGCGCCGGAUCUGUUGUAUUAUCAGUGUUUCACGCAUCAAAAUCUUGGCUGGAAGAUAAACGUAAUCGACGCCAAGGACUCAUCAGCUGCGCUACAAUUCACCAUCACAAACGCGUUUGUGUACACAAUUACCGCACUUUUUGGCCUGGUUGUGACGCAAAAUAUUUUCAGUUUGUCCAUAAAUGCCUGAUAGUGGACGAUUUAAAACAGAAAUUUGUAAAUUUUUUAAACGCCAAGCGAAAAAUGUUAAUGUUGCAUGGGCCAAGCGAAAUGCGCAAAAUGAGGAGAAAAAAAAUGAAUAGUAAUUCAAUUUUAAAUUCGAUUAAACUAUGCAAUUUGAAUUCCAUUUACGUGUACGAAAACAUAUCUCUCAAAGUAGAAGCAUAUCCAAGAAGAGCGCAUAUCGGGACUUUUGAAAAUCCACAUUGUCAUAAAUAAAUAAAGCAUAUCCUUACAAAACCAACGCCAAGGCAACAAAAGUGAUUUAAAUUGGAAAAAAUAUUGUAAAUAGAAAAAUAUAAAAAUAGAAAAAUAAUUAAAGAAAUGCUUUUGAAUUGUUAAUCCAACAUUUUUGGUGUUUAGAAAUUGAUUUAAUAGGAAAAAAAUACAAAAUCCAAAAAUAAAAAAAAAUUAAAAAUAAUAGACUAACAGCAUCUUAAGAAGAAAAAAAACCUCACCUGAUAACAAAUUGAAACCAUUUUGCGUGCUUUGUUUUGCCCAUUCGCAUUCUCGCUUCAAAAGUUUCAACAAACUGAAAGUUUUGCAAACCAAACAACCAGGCUAAUAUCAUCUAAAAACAUAUCUUGACAAUAAUUUUAAGACAACAAAUAUAGGAAACAAGAAAAAUAGGUAAAACAAAAAUAAAAACAAAAACAAAAACAGAAACGAUUGAAUUUUCGUGUGCAUGGAUGCAUUGGAUGGAUGUUCAGCGAAUGCGUGCGUUGUAGUGAGUGUACCGACAUACUUACACACAAGUAUUGUACUUACAGGCAAAGAAGAAGGAGAAGAUAACAAAAUCAAAAAGAAAAAUCAAAUAGGCGUAUAUAGAAUUUGGUACUGGUGGUGAGCGGCACAAAGCAGCAAAAGUGUGCAGCUGCAAGGUUUUUUUGUAUUUUGUAAAACAUCAAAACAAAAAAAAAAAAAGAAAACUCAAACUUAACAACUUAAAUACUAAAAAAAUUUAAUAUAAAGUGUAUUUACUUUAUAAUUUCUUUUCUUAAAAUUUUUUGGGUAUUUUUGGUCUACUGGUUUUUCGCAUUAUUGUACGUCGUAGCCCUAUUUGUGUAAGAAAAAAGGAAAACAAGCAAACCAAAAUGUUAUAUGUAUAUGCGGAUGUGCGUUCGGUAGAAGAAUGAGCACUUUUUUAUAUAAAUAUUAUGUAUUGUACAAUGAAUUAUUACAAAACAAAAAAAAAAUACAAUUUUUUAGCACUUAAGCAGACAAUAAAGUUGACGCAAGACAAUAAUGAAGGAGUCUAGUUGCAAAAUUAUGAAAUAAAUGCAAGUACCAUUGCGAGAAUGUAAAGAAAAAUUGUUCAAUUAAAUAUAUAUGAAAAAAAAAACAAAAACUGAAACAAAAACAAAAGCAAAAACAAAAUGUUAAUGUGAGACAAUAAAAUUCACUCAUUGAAAACUGAAAAUGUAAUAUUUAAAUUUACGGUAAUUAAUGUAUGUAUGAUACUUUAACUCUACACACAUACAUAGCUACCACAUAUUUACACACAUAUACAUGCAUAUAUACAAUAAAAACAAAAACAAACUUUUUCAAGCUGUGCGUGUCGGUUUCAAAAACCUGCAUUGCGCUACUUGAAAAUAAAUGUACGUAUUUUUAGGAAGAAAAAAAUGGAUCUACAUACAAACAUACAUGCACACAUACACACACAUAUUGUACUACUAGUAUUAAUAACCAACGCUAGUACCAAGCUGAAUUUUUUUACAUUACUUGUAUUGUAUAUUUAACUGAGGUGCAUAAAACGAAAAGGAAAAAUUAUUGUUGAACAUUUGAAAAUUCUACAAAUUUAAUAAGCAUAUUUUCUAUGUUAAGCCUUUAAAGAAAAACACUAGCUUACAAUGAUUGUGACCUGUGGCAUUCAACUAGAAACGAAACAAAAAAAAAAAAAAAGUAUUAAAAGAAAUUGCGCCUGAAUCCGUAUAUGCAGUCAGAUAAUGAAAAAUUAAAAAACAUUUCUUCGAGUUAUACAGUCUGUGUCAGAAAAUAGGAAGCGCGAUUAUUCAUGAAGUAUAAAAUACAUAUGUAUAUUUAAAUUUUAUUUUUUACAUGAAAGUAUGUACAAAAGUACGAGUCGCAAUUUCUCAAUAAGCCGUGUGGUCUCCAUCGUUGUCGAUUAUAGCCUUCAUGCUUUUCUGCAUAGCUCGUCGACAAAAAUGACUAGAUUUGCGAACUUGACCCACGAGUUGCUUUAAAUCAUGGACUGGCCUUCCGGCAAGAUGCGUUUUCAUAACUCCCCACACAUUUUCAAUGGGGUUGGUGUCUAGGGACUGGGAAGGGCAGUCCAAUACUGUGACACAUUUUCUUGUUUUGUGGUGUCUCAAUGUGUUUUUCUGAGAUGUCUCUCAGUGGUUUUGAUGAUGUGGGACGGUAGGAUAUGUUUGCCUAUUUCAGUCGACGUUCUAUGGUGUUGAUACUCACAUCUAUUCCCUGUUUAGCAGGAACUGAUUGUGCAUGGCUUAGUCAC
Molecule: messenger RNA, 6981 nt
Organism: Anastrepha ludens (Mexican fruit fly)
Lineage: Eukaryota; Metazoa; Arthropoda; Insecta; Diptera; Tephritidae
Product: protein Skeletor, isoforms B/C
Exons: 12
Coding region: 2203-4476 (757 amino acids)
Source: RefSeq, a predicted model, not a curated record